AUGGAGAUGCCACAAGUCUACCGUCCUAUACCCCGAAGAACGUUUGAAAUCCCUUCAACCUCGACGGACUCGUCAAUGCCCCCGUCUCCAGCUAGUGAGGGCGUGAACGGCGAGCUUCCCUCUGGGUCAAAGUCCGAUUCCACACCCGGCCGGACUCGAUCUAUCCUCAAUCUCACCUCUUCCACGCUGCUAGGCAUUUACUCACCCAUAUCGGAUGGGAACAGGGAGGACCUAUCAACACCGUGGGGCACAGGAGCUCAAACACCCAGCAAGAGACAGAGCAUUGAUGACAGUCUUCAUCGAAAACCCGAAGUGACUUGGCAACAAGAUGGCAGUGGCCCUCGUCUAAAACCAAAACCGAAACGAAGAGGCUUUCCGGCCCUCGUUCUUCAGACAGCGUUACUAUUCACGUUCGGCCUCGGGUAUGGCUCCAUUGUCACACAUCUACAUAAGACCCGACGUAUCACACCGGUGCCUGUACCAGACGUCGAGCAACAUUCAGUGUGGUACCUGAUUUCCUGGGGUAUCUUUGGCAUACUACUGGGAAACGCGCUGCCGUUACUGGACGCAGUUUGGGAGGGCUCUGGUGCCCACGGUACAACCAAAAAUCAGGGCACCUCGAAUACGAAAUCAGCUACUGUUGGCUCGGACGAAACAGAUGCUUCGGACGGUGGGCUUGGGCCAAUGUGGUAUUCUGCUGUAAGAAGCAUCGGGGUCUUCGUAGGUAUUGCCUUUGCAGUAAGACGUCUCCCGUGGCAAUCCACCUUGCAAGUAGCGUUGACUUUGGCUCUUGCCAACCCUUUCCUGUGGUACUUGCUUGACCGAUCACUGCCCGGGUUUGCUUUUUCCGCGAUUGUUAGCGUUGCUGGCACUCUGGUUCUAUUGCUGGUUGAUCCAAAUUUUGUCCCCGUCCCCGCGAUCCACCAGCAGGUGGUGUCUGACCAAUUCGGCGUAUAUACUUGGUUGGCGAGCAUCUUGUUCUGUACAAGCAUCUGCUUUGGAGCGAUCGGCAGAAGGUUACAACUGUAA
Messenger RNA from Exophiala spinifera, 1029 nucleotides. RefSeq lists its product as uncharacterized. Lineage: Eukaryota; Fungi; Ascomycota; Eurotiomycetes; Chaetothyriales; Herpotrichiellaceae. Gene Ontology annotation, biological process: sterol biosynthetic process. The transcript has 2 exons. The record is from RefSeq and is a predicted model, not a curated record. The coding region runs from base 1 to 1029 and encodes 342 amino acids. Gene Ontology annotation, cellular component: endoplasmic reticulum.